AUGGCAUUAUUCACAUCUUUUUUACUUCUUUCUCUCUUCAAUCUCUUCACUACAUUGUCAUCUUCAGAGUCCGUCUCACCAAUUCUUGAUGUUUCUUCUCUCAAUCGAACCAGUUUUCCUAAAGGCUUCCUUUUUGGAACAGCUUCCUCAUCGUACCAGUAUGAAGGUGGUGCCAAAGAAGGUGGGAGAGGACCAAGUAUAUGGGACACCUUCACUCAUAAAUUUCCAGAUAAGAUACAAGAUAAGAGCAACGGAGAUGUUGCAGUUGACCAAUAUCACCACUACAAGGAAGAUAUUAACAUCAUGAGGAAUAUGAAUUUGGAUGCUUACAGAUUCUCAAUCUCUUGGUCUAGAAUUCUCCCAAAAGGACAUCUUAAUGGAGGUAUAAACCAGGAAGGAGUCAAAUAUUAUAACAAUCUCAUCAAUGAGUUAUUGGCUAAUGGUCUACAACCAUUUGUAACUCUAUUUCAUUGGGAUCUUCCUCAAACUUUAGAGGACGAGUAUGGUGGCUUCUUAAGCCCUCUCAUCGUAAAAGAUUUUAAAGAUUAUGCAGAACUUUGUUUCAAAGAGUUUGGAGAUAGGGUGAAACAUUGGAUUACUUUGAACGAGCCAUACUCUUACAGCUUGGCUGGCUAUGCAUUUGGAUUCUUUCCACCUAGUCGAUGUUCUAAAUGGUUGAAUCCAAAUUGCACCGGUGGUGAUUCCGGGAAAGAACCUUACUUAGUUUCACAUUACCAGCUUCUUGCUCAUGCCUCAGCUGUUAAUCUAUAUAAGAAGGAGUAUCAGGAAACUCAAAAGGGUGUGAUAGGAAUAACCUUGGUGUCUAAUUGGUUCAUUCCAUUUUCAGAUAGGAAAUUGGAUCAAAAUGCUGCUAAACGAGCAGUUGACUUCAUGUUUGGGUGGUUUAUGGAACCACUUACAUCAGGAAAAUAUCCACAAAGCAUGCGUUCUCUAGUUGGAAAACGGUUACCAAAAUUCUCUAAAGAGCAAGUCAGACUACUUAAAGGGUCAUUUGAUUUUCUUGGACUAAACUAUUAUACCUCUAACUAUGCUACUAAUGUGCCUCAACUUAAAAAUUCUAAAGGCAAUUACAACACAGAUUCUCUUACUAAUCUUACAACUGAACGCAACGGAAUUCCUAUAGGUCCAAAGGCAGCUUCAAAUUGGUUAUUUGUUUAUCCUAAAGGAAUUCAAGAACUGUUACUCUAUGUCAAGAAAAUGUACAACAAUCCUUUGAUUUACAUUACUGAAAAUGGUGUCGAUGAGUUUAAUGAUCCAAGACUAUCACUAGAGGAAGCUCUUAUAGAUACUUUUAGAAUCGACUAUUACCGUCGUCAUCUCUAUUAUGUCAAAUCUGCAAUCAGGAAUGGCGUAAAUAUAAAAGGAUAUUUUGCAUGGUCAUUAUUGGACAAUUUUGAAUGGUCAACAGGGUAUACAGUACGCUUUGGAAUUAAUUAUGUGGAUUACAAAAAUGGUUUGAAAAGAUAUCAAAAAUCAUCUGCAAAAUGGUUUAAAAAUUUUCUCAAAAGAUAUUAG
This is a messenger RNA of Lathyrus sativus (Indian pea), 1536 nucleotides long. NCBI's taxonomy places the organism in Eukaryota, Viridiplantae, Streptophyta, Magnoliopsida, Fabales, Fabaceae. The record is from the annotation of a GenBank genome assembly.